Molecule: messenger RNA, 1487 nt
Organism: Hevea brasiliensis (rubber tree)
Lineage: Eukaryota; Viridiplantae; Streptophyta; Magnoliopsida; Malpighiales; Euphorbiaceae
Product: truncated transcription factor CAULIFLOWER A
Exons: 8
Coding region: 659-1372 (237 amino acids)
Biological process (GO): positive regulation of transcription by RNA polymerase II
Cellular component (GO): nucleus
Molecular function (GO): DNA-binding transcription factor activity, RNA polymerase II-specific; protein dimerization activity; RNA polymerase II cis-regulatory region sequence-specific DNA binding
Source: RefSeq, a predicted model, not a curated record
UUUAAGAAAAAACAACGGAAAUAUAUUGAUAAUAAUUUAAUAUUGAAAGUUGAAUGGGUCUUCUGUGUCCGUACACUGUAAAAUAUGUACGGCCGAACGAAAGACGUGGGUUAGAAAUCGUCACAGGAAAAAGUAGUCCUCUUCACCCAAUCAUAGAUCGACAGCCUACUUGACGAAACCACCCUGGUUUUCUAAUCCCGCUAUCUUCUGCCAAUGUUGUUUUCAAAGCUUCAAUUCAGGGAAGGGGAAAAAAAAAUCUUUUUAAUAUAUUGAUUAUAAAAUAUUAAAAAUAUUUUAAUAAUUUCUUUUAAUUUUUUUAAUAUAUUUUUUAAACUAAUCAAUCUCAACUUUUGAAUUUCGAUAGGAAACGUAGCCGAUGUGUUUCCCACAAAAUAAAUAUUAUUUUAUUUAUCACCCUUUCUUUUUAAUUAUUUAUUCAUUGUCUCUAUCUUUGUACACAUUCAUACAUUAACUUCUUCUCUCUGCACAGAGAGAAGCAAGUAGCAACCAUAAGAGAGAAGGACCUCGCUUUCUUCUUCUUCUUCUUCUUCUUCAUUUUUUUUUUUAAAUUUUUUGGCACUGGGUGGUGGGUCGUGCAGCUUUGAAUUCUGGGUGGGUUCAUUUUUUUCCUCCUGAAUAAGAAAAAGAAGGAUAGAAUAUGGGGAGGGGUAGGGUUCAGCUUAAGAGAAUUGAGAACAAGAUCAAUAGGCAAGUGACUUUUUCCAAGCGAAGGUCUGGCUUGUUGAAGAAAGCCCAUGAGAUCUCUGUGCUUUGUGAUGCUGAGGUUGCUUUGAUCGUCUUCUCCACCAAAGGGAAGCUCUUUGAAUACUCUACUGAUUCCUGCAUGGAAAGGAUCCUCGAACGUUAUGAGAGAUAUUCAUAUGCAGACAGGCAGCUUGUUGCGACUGGUAGCGAAACAAAUGGUAGCUGGACUCUGGAACAUGCAAAGUUGAAGGCUAGGAUGGAGGUUCUCCAGAGAAACCAAAGGCAUUUCAUGGGAGAAGAUCUUGAUACCUUAAGCCUCAAAGAGCUUCAGAGCGUGGAGCAGCAGAUUGAUUCUGCUCUUAAGCACAUAAGGUCAAGAAAGAACCAAUUGAUGUAUGAAUCCAUUGCAGAAUUGCAGAAGAAGAGCAAGGCAUUGCAGGAGCAAAACAACCAAUUUGCAAAGAAGGUCAAGGAGAAGGAGAAGGAAAUAGCUCAGCAGAAUCAAAAGGAGCAACAAAAUCAUAUUAUAGAUUCAUCUACUGUUCUACCACCACCAAUGCAGUCUUUGAACAUAAGAGGCAAUAGAGAUGAAGAUGAAACAACUCCAAUGCAACAUCUAGCCAAUGCAGUCUUGCCAUCUUGGAUGAUUCCCUACCUGAACGAGUAAACAAAGGAAGACGAAUGAAAAUUUUGAUGCGUUGCACGCAGUAAGAUGUGGGGAAGGGUCCAUUGUGGCAGACUCCUAUUUAUUAUUAAUGCAGUCAAGUAAAUAUAUUUUCAAU